AUGGUUGAGCGUGUGAAUCGCACCAUCAAAGAGAACAUAUCGAAACAGAUCAUGCAGCAUAAUAACAGGUGGACUGAGGCGUUGCCCACAGUUCUGACAGUCUUGCGAGCAACCCCGUCCAAAGCCACGGGCAUCAGCCCGUUCGAGCUGAUGACUGGACGAGUCAUGAAGCUCCCCAUAGACCCAGAAAUCACCCCAGCAGACCUAGGGCCCCUUGUGCUCGCAUCUCAGCAGACUGUGUUGAAACAAUUACAAGAAAGGCUGAAAGUGUUACAUACACAAGCCACCUUAAAACAGCAACAGUCAGACCUGAUUAAUGAUGCACAGUUCAAUCCAACCUCUGAAAUUAAAUUUGCUGAAGGUGACAUGAUAAUGGACCACCAUAGCGAUUCCAUGGAGACCGGACACAAGACAGGUGUCCGGGCCCACCUGCAUCAAGCUGGGCCAAAGGGUAUCGCUCAUGCACACAUUGAAAUGUGGGAGAUGGGUGUGGAAAUACUCAAAGGGGCCUCUCACACCUCAAAUUACCAUUACACCAAGAGAAAUAGUUACAUGGCCUCCCGGCGUAACGCCGGAAUCAAAUUGUGCACCACAAAUCUGUUGCAAAUUAGGUUCCACCCAUCUCCCGACCAUGAACAUCUCAACACACACUCCAGCGUGGCCAUCCUAACACAACAUCACUGCCUGACACGAAUCGAUGAUUUAAUCUCUGAUUACAAAGGCGCUGCAAGACAAGAAAUUUUAGAUCUACGUCUGUGCAAGACACCUAGGCAUGUUCUAAAUGAUCUUAUGGAAAUUUUGGACCUGCGCAGGUGGCUUGCAUCAGAAAAAAUGAAAGGCAUUAAUUAUUCUAAAUUAUUAUCCACUGUAAUGAUGUACACUGGUGCUGAAUGUUCUGGUUGCCUUGGAUUCCUUGCCACCUUUCCUUUAAUCCAUCCAGAUCAAGUUUUUCCAAAUUCCACUACUAUACGCCCUAUUGGCGUGGUAGUGAAAGAUCAGAUAGUCAAAUGGGAUCACCUUACUGGUUACAUGACGGUGAGGGGCACUGAGACCUUGUUUACCAGUCGCACAUGUUGUCACGAAACGCAUAACUAUGUUAUUUGCACAUGUAACACAUUACAACCUUUUUCUUCCAAUGACACUAAGCUUAUAAACGUUCAGUCAUUACAUGGGCAUUCUGAUGCAAUCCAGGUUUCCCAUACUCAGUGGUGUGUUGUCAGUGAGAUGAGUUCCUUCUCGUAUGGAGGACUGACCUGUCCGGCCAAUCACUCCUUUUGCCUGGAGGUAACAGAGGACUUUUCUAUGGGUCAGAUCAACAUCCUAGGGAGGAUACCCCUGGACACUAAAGUUUCCCCAUGGUGGGAUGACACAUUCUACGAACACAGCACGCAAGCUGUGGCAGACACAAUGGACUUGGCACAAAGAAUGAUCCUGCAGACGGAAUAUCACCUCAACCAGGCACAGAUAGAAAAAAAUCUGGCCAAAAGGACUGCACAGAUCCUCUCCAGUUCCUCUACACGCUCAGCACUGUAUGCUUACACAUGGUGGGACUGGGUAUUCCGAGGAUGUGCAAUUGGCAGCGCCUUCAUUUUCACCUUCACACUGCUCCAGUGUUGCUAUUUCAGAUACCUCAUCGGAUCCUUACGAACAUCAACCAAUGCGGCAUUGGCCCUCAGCCCACUGCAUCUGCACACACUUCAACAACUAAGAUAA
Myxocyprinus asiaticus (Chinese sucker) is the source of this 1713-nucleotide messenger RNA. RefSeq lists its product as uncharacterized. The record is from RefSeq and is a predicted model, not a curated record. The transcript has 3 exons. Bases 1 to 1713 code for a protein of 570 amino acids. NCBI's taxonomy places the organism in Eukaryota, Metazoa, Chordata, Actinopteri, Cypriniformes, Catostomidae. Gene Ontology annotation, molecular function: nucleic acid binding.